This is a messenger RNA of Dioscorea cayenensis subsp. rotundata (Guinea yam), 2976 nucleotides long. RefSeq names its product CCR4-NOT transcription complex subunit 10-like. The record is from RefSeq and is a predicted model, not a curated record. Gene Ontology annotation, molecular function: protein binding. Gene Ontology annotation, biological process: mRNA catabolic process; negative regulation of translation. Lineage: Eukaryota; Viridiplantae; Streptophyta; Magnoliopsida; Dioscoreales; Dioscoreaceae. Gene Ontology annotation, cellular component: CCR4-NOT complex.
UAUCUUUCUCAUCCAUCGUCUUUUGUUUAUCACAACCAAAGCUCUUAUCUCCUCCGAAAAGCCCCAAAUCCAAAACCCUAGCCCAUUUCCAAAACCCUAGAAUGGAGGAGAUCGGGAUCCAUUCCACUCCCCUUUAGGCCCUCGAUUACUAGGGUUAACGAUCGGUAUCGUUGGAUCUAGGAAUGGACGCGCGCGACUCUUCGCCCAGUGGUGAUUCCCCCGUGGAGGACGAUCAGGCGCUCUCGGUCACGGCGGCGCUCGCCAAGGAGGCGGCGGGGUUGUUCCAGAGCCGGCGGUACUCGGAGUGUGUGGAUUUGUUGAAACAGCUGUCUCGGUUGAAAGAGGACGAUCCCAAGGUUGCACAUAACAUUGUUGUUGCAGAGUAUUACCGUGAUGGUUGCUUUGAUCCCCGGAAACUGCUUGAUGUCCUCACCAAGAAGCGAAGCAAGGAUGUUCUGUGUGCAUCUGGAGAAGAGAUGGAAUCUGCUAACAACCUCAGAGGCAAUGCUGUCUCAGGAUCUAGUGAUGGAACUACUGCACUAUACCAGUUUUCUGCUGCAAAAUCCGGCUGUUUUAACUAUUCGGAUGAUUCUGACGUUUCCAUUGUAACUUUCAACAUUGCAGUCAUUCUCUACCACCUGCAUGAAUUUAACCGUGCAUUGCCAAUGCUUGAGUCCUUGUUUCAACAUAUAGAAGCUUUAGAUGAGGUGAUCGCUCUUCGUAUAUGUCUUCUCUUGCUGGAUACCGCGUUUGCUUUAAAAGAUGCGGCACGAGCUUCAGAUGUGAUCCAGUAUUUGGAAAAGUUUCUUGGUGUUAGCUACAAAAUGAACCAAGUUGAUAAUGGAACUAUUGCUCAGAAUCCAUCUUCAAUUCAAGCAGCUUCUGUAAAUAUUAACGUGGCUGUUCAAGAUCCUAUUUCUGAUUUAAGUAUAAGUGCAAAUAUGCCAGAUGACCCUUUAUCAAGAACUUUAUCAGACGAGUAUGAAACCUUGAUUUCAACCAUGGAUAGUGGUGCUCUUAAAUUUGGUAGGUCUACCUUGAAUCACGUCUCAAAACCACCAGUUGGUCGGGCUGCUCCUUGUGUCGAUCUAAAGUUAAAUAUGCAACUGUACAAGGUUCGAUUUCUGUUGCUCACAAGGAAUUUAAAGGUGGCAAAACGUGAAGUCAAACUUGCUAUGAACAUUGUGCGUGAUAGAGAUUCAUCUAGUGCACUCAUGUUGAAGUCCCAAUUAGAAUAUGCUCGAGGAAACCAUCGCAAGGCUAUAAAACUCUUGAUGACAUCCAUUAACCGGGCAGAUCCAGUAAUGUUAAGUAUGUUCAAUAGCAACCUGGGAUGCAUAUACCACCAACUGGGGGAACAUCACUUGUCAAUCAUGUACCUUUCCAAGGCAUUAAAAAGCUGCUCAACAAUUCUAAAAGAGAAACCUCUGAAGCUUUCAACAUUUUCACAUGAUAAAUCCCUCCUCAUAUUUUAUAACUAUGGGCUGCAAUAUUUGGCUUGUGGAAAGCCUUUGACUGCAGCUCGCUGUUUGUAUAGAACCAUUCCAAUUUUUCACAAUCGGCCGCUUUUAUGGCUCCGCCUUGCUGAAUGCUGCUUAUUGGCACAAGAAAAGGGGCUUCUGAGGCAAGCUAUUACUUCCAGCAGUGAAGAAAUAAAACUUUCAGUAGUUGGUUCUGGUAAAUGGCGGCAUGUGGUUGUUGUGGAUAUGAACUCAAGAAACAGGCAUUUGGAUAUCAGAGGAGAGGAUGGUAGAUUUGGUCCUGAUGAUCAAUGUAGGCUUUCUCUUCCGUUUGCUCGCCAGUGUCUGCUCAACGCCCUGCAUUUGUUGGACAAAUUGGAAGAGCGGACAUCAAGACCUGCCACAACAUUCUCCGUUAAUGAAGUUGACAAACCAAACCAGGGAGCUUCUGGCAGCAUUUCAAAUUCAAGCCACAAGAACUGGUCAGAUGGAGAUUCAAAAUCAUUUUCUGUGACUUCAGCCUCUUUACCAACUGGUACCAAUAACGAAUUCAAAGAAACUAAGGGAAGUAUGAACUCUAAUAAUAUCUUUCAGGGUUCUGUUUCUUCUUUUGAGGACAUGUGUAGAAAAGAGAACCAUAUGAUGAAGCAGGCUGUUCUAGGAGAUCUUGCAUAUGUGGAGCUUUGUUUGGAAAAUCCUUUGAAAGCACUUUCUCAUGCCCAAACUCUUCAGGAGAUGCCAGACUGUUCAAAGAUGUAUUCUUAUCUUGCCUGUGUAUAUGCUGCUGAGGCUCUCUGUCUCCUGAACCGACCUAAAGAAGCUGCAGAACAAUUAUCAGUAUACCUAUUGGAUGGGACUAGUGUCGUUUUGCCUUACAGUGAUGAGGACAGAGAGAGAUGGACAGUCGAAGUAGGCGGGGAUAGUGACGAACUGAAUAAUACAGUAAAUGCCAAAAGAACUGCAGGAGUUUUCCUAAAGCCUGAAGACGCCCGCGGGUCACUCUAUUUGAACCUGGCUGCCAUCUGUGCCAUAGAGGGAAAUCUUGAGCAAGCCGACCGAUUUGUGGCACAAGCCCAAUGUAGCAUGCCAAAUAAUCCGAAAGCCGUUCUUGCUGCAGUUUAUUUGGAUCUUUUACGCAAUAGGACACAAGAUGCCCUCUCUAAGUUGAAAAAGAGCAGCCGAGUUAGAUUCCAGUCUAGUGCUUGAACAUUGAACUCCUCAUGAUGCGGUUUCCAGUCCCAGAUUGAUUUGUGGACUCUGGACCAGCCUGAUACCAGAAACUUACUAUAAGGAGAAUUUUACAGUUAUCUGUACCAUAGAGAAGAUUGUCGGUAGAAUAAGUAACUUCUUAUCAAUAGUGCUCGGUGGUAUGGCAGAUUCUUUAGAUCUGUUGGUGCCAACCUUUUUGAGCUUACAAUCUAGGGCAGCUUCAAGAUAGAGAGGGGAGCGUUUUUGAUGUUUGGACAAUUCAUUCAUUUAGUAAAGUUAAUGAAAAGCUCUUUUUUAUUCGCGCUAA